CGGGGAAAUAAUUAAUUGCAUUAUUACGUUAUCUCUCUCAAGAACUCAGCUUCCAUCAACGAUUCCAAGAAGACCAUACAUAGUCCCCUACAUUUGUAAUCCAUCAGUCGUUAAUUAAAACUCGUACCGAUCGAAUCUCAUUUUAGAUUUGAAUUUAUUUUUUAUUUAUAAUAAAUAAAAAUAGAAAAAAAAAAAUUUACUUUCUAAUUUUGACAGUUGAUUUUAAGAUUUUUUUUUUCUAUACAUAUAUCAAAAUGGAAACACUGGAACUUAAAGAACUGAAGAUUGUAGCUGUAUCAGAUGAAGAAAUAAAAAAACAACAAAAGAGAGGAGUCAUUUAUCAGAUGUCGAUGAGUUUGCUGGCAAAUUUCACAAUACUUGGUCCAGCGAUGUCUUUGGGGUACAGCGCGGUAAUCCUCCCGACACUUCGAUCUGCAAAUAGUGACUUACCAAUAACCGAGGAUCAAGCUUCAUGGAUUGCUGGAUCGGCGGCAUUUGGUACCCCAAUAGGUUGUAUGUUGUCUAGUUUAAUAAUGCGUCGAGGUCGGCGACUAAGCUUGAUGGUGACAUCGACCUUCUCCCUGAUUGGAUGGGUUUUAAUUUACAUGUCUACGAAUUACGAGAAGCUUGUAGUCGGAAGAAUAAUCGCCGGGAUUGCGACUGGUUUAGCUUCCGUUCCAGCUACUGUUUAUACCGCUGAAGUUGCUGAUCCUCUAUGGCGAAGUGUUAUGGUAACUUGGAGUAGCAUCGCUAUCGCCUUAGGCAUACUUUUGGUCUACGUAUUUGGUUACUUUCUUCAGGACAAUUGGCGUCUAUUAGCAUUAAUUUGUGGCCUUUUUCCUGCUAUUUCUAUAAUAAUGAUGCUACUGGCACUUCCAGAAUCCCCACUUUGGCUUCGAGACAAGGGUCGAAUUGACGAGGCUCGCAUUUUAAUGAAAAAAUUUCGCGGACUAUCUAAAGAUAACGCAACAACGCCUGCUAUUGAACAAGAAUUGAAUAAUCGUCCUCGUAUUAGUAAUAAUAAUAAUAAUAAUAUUAUGAUUAAUAGUGAUAAACAAUCAGUUUUCAAGUAUUUAACAAAAAAAAGUUCACUAAAACCUUUUGGAAUAAUGAUAGGUUAUUUCUUUUUUCAACAAUUUUCGGGUAUUUUUGUCGUUGUAUUUUACGCCGUAGAUAUUAUUGAAGAAGCUGGUAUACAAAUAAAUGGUUACUUUGGGGCAAUUUUAAUAGGAAUAACACGACUUGCAGGAUCUAUUAUUGUAGCUUGUGCGUCAAAAAAAUGGGGAAGACGGAUUCCAUCAAUAAUAUCAGGUGUUGGAAUGACUGUAUUUAUGGGAUUACUUUCAGUAUAUCUUUAUCUUAUUGACCGCGGAAUAAAUAUUGGUGACACUGGUAUAAUACCAGCUAUUUGCAUUCUUGCGUACAUUUUCAUAAGUACAAUUGGAUUUUUGACUCUUCCAUUUGCAAUGGUGGGGGAAAUAUUUCCUACCAAGGUUAAGGACAUUCUCUCUGGUUUAACCGUCUGUUUGGCUUACAUAUUUAGUUUUAUAAUUGUUAAAUGUUAUCCAGAUAUGAUUUUAGUAAUGGGUAAACAUUCGGUAUUUAUAUUUUUUUCAUUGAUAUCUCUUUUGGGGACUGUUUUUGUUUUUCUUUGUCUGCCAGAGACCAAGGGUAAAACUCUUAGAGAAAUAGAUCAACUUUUUUCAAGUAAAAAAAAUAGUUUAGAGUUGAUUCCAGAAAAAGAAAAGAUUGUUAUUGACAAAAAUAAACACACAUCAGAUGUUUAAAUAAUAUAUUUUAUAAAAAAUAAAUUUUAUUAAAUAAAAUAAAAUAAAGUUGUGGUACUAUAGUGCCACGUUGUUCGCGGUGGUCAGACACCUGAUACUUAAUGAUUAACGUGAGAUAGCUGUUGCCUAAAAAUUAUAUUCAUUGAAUAUGCGAUUUAAGACACGCAAUAUGUUAACGAAAUAUGAUUAAGUACUCAAUGUACAUAUUCAUAAGCAACCACCAACCACAGACAAUCCAAUCAGAAGGCACAUUCAUCGUGUAUUUCGUUUUUUGGCUGCUCUUUUAAUAGUCAUAUUUCAACUCAACUUUUUUAAACGUCCCCGUCAUUAUCACCACCAUCACCUUCGCGAAAGGUCCCAAGUUAUAUAUAUUUAUUUUUAUACCUACCCAAGGCCAAGGAUUCCUCCAAGGACUUGUGGUACAAAUUACCAAUGUGUUCAUAAUAAUAUUACUAAAAGACUUUUAAUUAUUCACUUAAUAUUUAUAAAUAAACAACAAUUUUAUAUUU
This is a messenger RNA of Cotesia glomerata, 2296 nucleotides long. Its product is annotated as facilitated trehalose transporter Tret1-2 homolog. Gene Ontology annotation, biological process: transmembrane transport. Gene Ontology annotation, cellular component: membrane. The transcript is spliced from 5 exons. NCBI's taxonomy places the organism in Eukaryota, Metazoa, Arthropoda, Insecta, Hymenoptera, Braconidae. Gene Ontology annotation, molecular function: transmembrane transporter activity. The record is from RefSeq and is a predicted model, not a curated record. The coding region runs from base 255 to 1787 and encodes 510 amino acids.